AUGACGCAGCCAUUCCCUGCCCAUCAAGGCAUCCCUCAGCAUCCGGGCCUGCCUCCAGGCCACCCAAUGGCUCAGGCCCAGCAUCCCAACGCCGCACACAUGGGAGUUCAAGGACCCGGGGCAGGUAUGGUGCAGCAGAUCCAUCCUGGAGUCUCUGCGGCCGCGGGGCCUCAGGUCAGUCAGCCAGGCCCCAUGAUGGCGGGAAUGCCUCCGGGCGCUGGCACGACAGGCCCCGGCGGACCGGUGCCGAACGCGCAUGCUCUAUCGCAUUUGAAUCCGGCUCAAGCGCAGCAUCUCUUCCAGCAGCAGCAGCAAUUUGCGCAGAAUUUUGCCAAUAAUCCUCAGAUGUUGCACCAACAGCAAAUUCUAAGACAGCGCCAAAUGAUGCUUCAGCAACAGCAGCAGCAGGCGCAACAACAUGGAGGGAUCCCAGUUUCGCUACCUGCUGGUACUCAGGGCCUCAGUGCCGCACAAUUGGCUGCCAUGCAACAAGCAAAUCCCAAUAUGCGACCGGUCAACAUGAUGCAUCAUCUUCAGCAGCAGAUGCCCCAUGGACAGCCUCAAAACUUGCAGCAGCAACAGUUGUUCGCCAUGCAGCAAGCGCAUCAGGCCAACAACGCUGCCCAGCAAGGUCAGCAGACGCCGCAGCAGAGGACCACUGGUCCGCCCCAGAGUGUGACUCCGCAGCCCCAGCAAGGUCCUUCAGCGCCUCAGGGCAGUGCGACACCAUCUCAGCAGCAGCAA
Messenger RNA from Rasamsonia emersonii CBS 393.64, 744 nucleotides. RefSeq names its product PtaB protein. The annotation marks the transcript as partial. The record is from RefSeq and is a predicted model, not a curated record. The transcript has 2 exons. NCBI's taxonomy places the organism in Eukaryota, Fungi, Ascomycota, Eurotiomycetes, Eurotiales, Trichocomaceae.